Molecule: messenger RNA, 1079 nt
Organism: Salvia splendens (bonfire salvia)
Lineage: Eukaryota; Viridiplantae; Streptophyta; Magnoliopsida; Lamiales; Lamiaceae
Product: GTP-binding nuclear protein Ran-B1
Exons: 7
Coding region: 124-468 (114 amino acids)
Biological process (GO): ribosomal subunit export from nucleus; protein import into nucleus
Cellular component (GO): cytoplasm; nucleus
Molecular function (GO): GTPase activity; GTP binding
Source: RefSeq, a predicted model, not a curated record
AUAACCCACACACAUCACACUCACCGACGCUAACCAAUUCCUAUCAAUCUUGAAUUUUUUUCUCUAGCUGCACCUUUCGACGUUGCUUUUUUGCCUCUCUCUAACGGAUCAGGCCUCGAUUGAAUGGCUUUGCCGAAUCAGCAGACUGUGGAUUACCCUAGCUUCAAGCUUGUGAUUGUUGGAGAUGGUGGAACUGGGAAAACUACAUUUGUGAAGAGGCAUCUCACUGGUGAAUUCGAGAAGAAAUAUGAACCAACAAUUGGUGUGGAGGUUCAUCCAUUGGAUUUCUUCACCAACUGUGGGAAAAUCCGAUUUUAUUGCUGGGACACUGCUGGUCAAGAGAAAUUUGGUGGGCUUAGGGAUGGAUACUACAUCCAUGGACAAUGUGCCAUCAUUAUGUUUGAUGUGACAGCUCGAUUGACUUGCAAGAAUGUCCCAACUUGGCACCGUGAUCUCUGCCGGGUCUGAAAAUAUCCCAAUUGUGCUGUGUGGGAACAAAGUUGAUGUCAAGAACAGGCAGGUGAAAGACAUUCCAUAGGAAGAAGAACUUGCAGUACUAUGAAAUCUCAGCUAAGAGUAACUACAACUUCGAGAAGCCUUUCUUGUACCUGGCCAGGAAGCUUGCUGGGUAUAAAAAGCGAAAGACUAUUGUAUUUUGUCUCAAGUCUUUGUAUAUAAUAUUGCAAUUUGAAAUUUUUUUCAAAUUGCAAUUAUUCUUCCCUACACUUUGUUGAGUCACCGGCCCUGGCUCCUCCUGAGGUUCAAAUUGAUUUAGCUACCAAGCAACUGCAUGAACAAGAGCUUGCUCGGGCAGCUAACGAGCCUCUUCCUGAUGAUGAUGAUGAUGAUGAUGAUGGGUCCUUUGACUAAGAAGGAUAACUCCCAAUUUUUCCAUUCGCGAGGAUUUUGUUCCUUGAGUUUGAGGGGGUUCUAAUGGAGAUGUUGAUUCUCUUGAACUGCUUCUGGUUGUGAGAAGAUACUUUUUUUGUCUUCUGAAAUAUGUCAGGGUAUUAUUUGUAUCAACUUGGCUUUCAAAUGAGUAAUUGAUAUAAAUAUUUGCCGUGUUUUUGUGGAACAAA